AUGCUGUCAUGACCCCUCUGGGAGGUGGCUCUGCCAAUGGGCGACAUGUGAUGAGCGUCUGUCUGGGCAGUUGCCGAGGGCACCAAGAUGGAGGUGUAGUUGACGGUGGGACGCCGGCAAGAGGGUGUUCCGGGCCAUGCCAUGCCCACGACCGACACGCACAGUCUUGCCCAUGACGCUGUGGGCUGCAGGUCAGAGAAUCCCAGCAAGGCGACGAUCGCCAGGGUGCUGGGGUGGGAAGGGAUAGCCAUCCACUGCCGAGUCCGGCCCAGCUGGAGAGCGCUGUUUCCCCAAAGGGGUCGGGACCCUUGCUGGUGGUUGAUGACGAUCAUGAGUGGACCUUGGAGAGCUGCUCGCACGCGUCGAAUGAAGGAGCCAAGGUUGCAGAUCGAGGGCGAGGUCAGGAGCCGUACAACUCCCUACCGGUGGAGGCAGGCGAGUGCAGCACACGGGCGGCAUCUGUUGGCCAUCGGGCACCUGUCGGGCCAGGCCAGGGUCGAAGUUGUCGAGAGACACGGCUCACGCCUCCCGGACAUCAGCCAGGGCUUGCCACCAGCCGCCUCUAGAUCCGACCUGGGCCAGUCUUGUCGUGCUUGGCUGCCUCUGGCGCGCGCCUGGGACGCUUGAGACGUGGACGAGAGCGACGCUCGAGGCUGGAGGACAUGCGAAGCCGCCGCCUUGCAGGCAGGCAUUCGCGCGCCGGACACGAUUGGUUCCGAGUGGCAAUGCUACCCACCGUGGCAUCCCGCUGCACAAGCUUAAAUGCAGAGACAAUGGCGAGGUGGCGGUCAUUGUUU
This is a messenger RNA of Microdochium trichocladiopsis, 797 nucleotides long. RefSeq lists its product as uncharacterized. The coding region runs from base 142 to 627 and encodes 161 amino acids. NCBI's taxonomy places the organism in Eukaryota, Fungi, Ascomycota, Sordariomycetes, Xylariales, Microdochiaceae. The record is from RefSeq and is a predicted model, not a curated record. The transcript has a single exon.